Penicillium cosmopolitanum is the source of this 480-nucleotide messenger RNA. RefSeq lists its product as uncharacterized. The record is from RefSeq and is a predicted model, not a curated record. Lineage: Eukaryota; Fungi; Ascomycota; Eurotiomycetes; Eurotiales; Aspergillaceae. The coding region runs from base 1 to 480 and encodes 159 amino acids. The transcript has 2 exons.
AUGGCUGGUCCAACUCUUGUUUCGACUGGCCUUCCUGUCGCCGGUGGCCAGGAAGUUGAGAUGGCAGACUACAAUCAUCCCGAGCCAACGUUUUUUGCCGGAGAUGAGACUCUCUGGACUCGAAACAUGGGGCCAUGCAAUAGUCUCGCAACAUUUUGUCUCAACUCCAAACAGCAAAGUCUAACCCACCUCGCGGGUGGCGGCCUUUUGGAUGAGCAAGUUGUUCCUUUUGCCCAUAAAUUGGCUGCAGAGUUAGAUGAGGAUUAUGUACUCAUCUGGAUCAGUGGCACCGAUUCUCUAUUUCAAAAGAGCUUCAGGGACACACUCUUUGAUUUCUCAACUGGCAUUAUGGAUGAGAUGAUCAAGCUCAGCAAAAGGCCCCAGUUGGGUGAGGACCGGGAUUUUGAGCAAAAUACGGAUGGGUACAUGAAAAAGGAAACAGAGAAAGACCCUGUGAUAGUGCCAAAUACGCCAAAUUAG